Messenger RNA from Amphiprion ocellaris (clown anemonefish), 5781 nucleotides. It is a transcript of the gene srebf2, whose product is annotated as sterol regulatory element binding transcription factor 2. Bases 246 to 3791 code for a protein of 1181 amino acids. Gene Ontology annotation, cellular component: nucleus. The transcript is spliced from 20 exons. Gene Ontology annotation, molecular function: DNA-binding transcription factor activity, RNA polymerase II-specific; protein dimerization activity; RNA polymerase II cis-regulatory region sequence-specific DNA binding. NCBI's taxonomy places the organism in Eukaryota, Metazoa, Chordata, Actinopteri, Pomacentridae. The record is from RefSeq and is a predicted model, not a curated record. Gene Ontology annotation, biological process: positive regulation of transcription by RNA polymerase II; positive regulation of cholesterol storage.
AGCGUAAAACAAGAUGGCGUCGCGUCCAACAUAAAUCGGUGUGAAUGAGUUUAACGGCGUAGACGGCCGCCUCUCCGGAGGCUCUCGUGUUGUUUUACGGUUGUUUUGGUUACAGGAGACGUUUGGCGGUGAGAUAAGCGUGUUGUAAGCGUUGCCGGACACCUCAGAGGAGCCCUGCGGCUCUUGUUUCGUUCCUCCUACGAGCGUCCGGUGACAGCCGGGGAGGCGAGCCGCUGACAGGCAGGAUGGACAGCGGAGAAUACAUCUCCUCUAUGGACAACAUGGACCCGACUUUAGCGGAAUUAGGGGACGAAUUCACCUUAGGAGACAUAGACGAGAUGCUGCAGUUUGUCAGCAACCAGGUGGGCGACUUCCCAGACUUGUUUGAGGACCAGAUGAACACAUCAGGCUCUCUGCAGAGCGCUGGCACCAACUCCACCCCAAAACCGGCCCUUCAAACCCCUCAGACUCAUCAGACUCCCCAGACACCCACAGCUGCUGCCUACCAGAGCUCCAGCGUUAGCCUCGCCUCCUCCCAGACGCUGUCCCCCCAGUCUGUGCCCCUCACUCCUCCCCUCACUCCUGUGCAGACGCCCUCACCCACCACCACCUCCUCAGUGCAGCAGCAGGUGACCCGCAGCCCUCCUCUCCUGCAGCCACGGCCUCAGUUGGUCCAACCCAUCCAGCCGCAGCCCCAGCAGACGGCCCAGCCCACCAUCCAGAUGCACACCCAGGGGAUUCCCAUGCAGACCCAGAGCUUCCCUGUACACACUCUGGUUCAGACCCACAGCCAGACGCCCCUGCCCAUCCAGACGCAGGCGGCUCAAACGGUGAUGAUCGCCUCCAACGGUGGACAGUCACGCUUCAUCCAGAACCCCGUCAUCUGCCAUCAGAGCCCUGCUCCUGGAUUCCAAGUCCUCCAGCCACAGAUGCAGAGCAUCAUGACAUCACCACAGCUCCAACCAGUGACCAUUCAGCACCAGCGUGUUCUGACCCCAACAGGUCAAACCAUCCAGACUCUCUCCACAGCACCCACCACAGUCCACACUGUGCAACAGCAGGUGCAACAAGUACCUGUUCUGGUCCAGCAGCCUCAGAUUCUGAAGACAGACUCGUUGGUUCUCACAACGCUCAAACCAGAUGGAACACAGGUGCUGUCUACCAUGCAGAGCCCCACCGGGAUCACCACGCUGACCACGCCCAUCCAGAACACAGCUCUACAAGUCCCGACGCUGAUGAGCAGCAACAUCCUCACCACCGUCCCUGUUGUAAUGGGAGGAGGAGACAAGCUGCCGAUCAAACAGCUCCAGCCAGGCUCUUCUCACUGUCCAAACGGAGUCAGACCAGGCAUGGAGCAGAGCCAGGUGACAGCAGGAGUAGUCGGACCAGGAGGUGUAGUGAAGGAGGGCGAGAGGAGGACGACCCACAACAUCAUUGAGAAGCGAUAUCGGUCCUCCAUCAAUGACAAGAUUAUGGAGCUCAGAGAUCUGGUCAUGGGAAGUGACGCAAAGAUGCAUAAGUCAGGAGUGUUGAGGAAGGCCAUCGACCACAUAAAGUACCUGCAACAGGUCAACCACAAACUACGACAGGAGAACCUGGCACUGAAGAUGGCCAACCAGAAGAACAAGCAAGUGGCAAUAUCUGAAGAUGUAGAGCUCAAACAGGAGGUAGUGAUGAUGUCGCCUCCAGCCUCAGAUUCCGGUUCUGGUUCCCCUCACCAGUUCUCUCCUUACUGCGUCGACUCGGAGCCCGGCAGCCCCUUACUGGACCAUGACCAGAUGAAGAUUGAACCGGACUCUCCCUCCUCCGUUGGAGUGAUGGAUCGUUCUCGACUGCUCCUCUGUGCUCUGACGUUCUUCUGCCUGUCCCUAAACCCUCUGCCUUCUUUGUUGGGCUCGGAGGCCUCAGGAAGCCCCAGCCUGUCUACAGGCCAUGGCCCAGCUAGAACACUUUUCUGGUUCCCAAGUCACACACAGGACUUUGCAUCUUGGCUGCGGUGUCUGUUGCCGUGGGUGAUGGUGUGGGUGCUGAGUGGGGUGGGAGCAGUGUGGGGCUGUGUCAGGGUGCUGUACCUGUGGGAGCCCGUCACUCCCCUCCACUCACCAAAAUCCGUGUCCUUCUGGAGGCACCGAAAACAAGCAGAUCUGCAUCUCAACAGGGGAGAUUACACGGCAGCAAUGGCCAGCUUAGAAACUUGCCUGUCUGUCUUGACAAGAGCUCUUCCCUCAACCACUCUGGAUUUGGUCUGCUCGCUCUCUUGGAAUUUGAUUCGCUACUGCCUGCAUCGUCCGACUCCCCUGGGCUGGCUGGUUCACCAAGUCGGAGGAAAGCACGAGGGCGAGGAGGCGAGGACGAGCGCAAAGGAUGCUGCGCUGGUUUACCACCGGCUGAGCCAAUUGCAACUGACAGGAAAACUGCCUCAGCGGAGCAGCCUGUGGGCGUUGUCUCUGUCUCUGAGUGCCGUCAACCUCAGCGAGAGCGCCCAAGGGAAGAUGGCCCCCGCACAGCUUGCCCAGAUUUAUGUCACCGCGGCAACGGCCCUGCGCACUGUGCUGGGUCACCAUCUCUCCUGUCUGCCUGCUUACCUGUUGGGUUGUGCGGAGAGUGUAGCCAACCAAUCAGAGACCAAGCCGAUCCCCGACUGCCUGCGCUGGCUCUUCACUCCACUGGGCAGGCAGUUCUUCCUGAGCUGCGAUUGGUCGGUGAAGUCGGAGAGCAGCGAUGGAGUGUACACCUCUCAGAGAGAACCAGCUGACCCCAUUGCCCAGCUCCAUCGCUGCUUCUGCAGGAAACUUUUGGAGAGAGCCGUUCACACCCUCAUCCAGCCGCAGAGCGAUUCCGAUGCAGACAAAUGCAAGAAUGAGUCCGGGGAGUUUUCCAGCGCCCUGGAGUUCCUUCAGUUGUUGAACAGCUGCACAGAGGACUCUCCUUCCCCUCCUCCUCCUUUCUCGACUCCACCCAAUCACACCACCAUUCCAGUGGGAGACCCAGUGAGUCGUUGGUGGGCUUUGGUCCUGAAGGCCGCUGUUCAUUGGCUGCAGGGCGAUGAUGCCGCGGUGAGGUCGCUUCUGGCAGAGGCAGAGCGAAUGCCGAGAGCUCUGCACAUUCUUGAUCACCCUCUGCCCAAGGCUGUGCUGCUUCUCUGCAAGGUGGUCCAGAUGAGUCUGUCCCCUCUGAAAGGAGAGGGGGCAGUAAGCUGUCUUUCCCACUGUGACAGAGCCAGCAGCUACCUUCGCUCCAGCAUCUCAGUGCCACUCGCACAGUCUGGGAACUGGCUGAACAAGGGGGUUGAGCUGCUGGUCUGUGAUCUUCUCCUAACCUUGAGGACCAGUUUAUGGCAACGGGGAGGCAGCACUAAUGGAGAACCUGGACCAGCUCCUGGAUCCCAGUUGGCUGGUUUCCAGAGGGACCUCAGUGCACUCAGAAAGCUCACACAGUGCUACAGACAGGCACAACACAAGGUGUUCCUUCAUGAGACCACAGUGAGGCUGAUGGCUGGAGCCAGUCCCACAAGGACACACCAGCUGCUGGAGCACAACCUCCGACGCCGGACACACAGCUCCUACACAACCGAUGGAGAGUGUGUUCUAGGUGAGAGGGAGAGGGCUCACGCCAUCCUGCUCGCCUGCCGCCACCUGCCCAUGCCUCUGCUGACCCCGCCUGGACACCGAGCUCGUCUGCUGGCUGAGGCCAAGCGAACCCUGGAGCGGGUGGGAGACCGUCGAUCCUUGCAGGACUGUCAGCAGAUCCUACUGCGCCUCAGCGGAGGCACCACCAUCGCUGCUUCCUGAACACAACACACAAUGAUCUGUGCAGUUUGCUCUCACACACAGAGAGAUAUUAAUGAGGCUACUCAUCCACCAACAUGUAAUUUUACCAUUGACAGCUCUUCACACUGAUCAAAGGAUGGAAAUAUAAAGACUUUGCUUCGAAGUCCUGCGUAUACAAGUUCACACACUGCUCAAAGCUACAUAUUUGCUCCUUUAAUACUUACUUGCGUUUUUGCGGCACAAUCACCCCACCUUGUGGUCGUCAGUGGUACUCUGCUGCCUCAUUUCCAACAAAACUACACAACCAGGAAAAUCAGGUUAAACAGGCCCGAAGGGAAAAGGGACCAUUACUCUUAAUAGCUGUUUAAAUUAAUGCAACGGAGCAGUGCAUUGAUUAGCUGUAGGAUACCGAGCUGUACAAUCAUUAUUGGCACACUGUAACGGUCUCAUUUAAUUUGCAAGCUUCAAUUAAGGGCUUUGCAGUAUUCAAGAGUAGGAUGCCGCUUGCUUUUAACCAUACAGUGCUGAGUAGUGUCUCCUCUUAUCUACCUCAAAUACUGUACAAUGCCAGCGUUUUACCGCGGAGCAAAAUAGGAUACUUGUGCACUGCGUCACCUACCGAGAAUUUAAAAUAAUUGACCAAGUGAUGCUUCGAUUCAGCAUCAUUCUAAUAAAAUCGUGCCGACCUGCUUAACUUUAACUGUACAAGUCAGCAACACAGCAGUUUAGGAAUUAGAUGAAAAGCAGGGCAAAUUGUUUGGGAAAUAUCUAAAUAACAGAGCGAAGCAGGCAUGAGCUGAUGUGCUUUUAAAAAUGUCUGUAGACAAACACAAGAUGCAUAUAUAAAUGACUUGCGCUUGAACACAUAAUGUGAUUGUAUAUAGGUUGUACAUAAGCAAAUAGACAGACGUAGAUUAAAGACAAAGUUCUUAAUUAUUAUUUGAGAGAAGGCACCCUGAGAACAAUCAGAGCUGUAAUGUAAUGUUUGGAGAGCGAGGUCAACUUCUCAACCUUGAAGUUUUACACCAAAAACUAUGAAAUCACCAAACACCUGCUAUAUAGCCUUGAAUGGUGGCUUCAAAAAACAGUACUUGUAGUUGCUUUGAAUACAUGUUGGCUCAUUGUAAUGACAGGAAAAGAGCACCAAUCUGCUCCUAAAAGUUUUCUGUGGAAUAUUCCACCUUUCUGCCUGUAAAAGCCACCUUUCAAGCCUGCAGGCAGGUGGGUGUUAGAGAGUCAAAAGAUGUUUGCUGGCGUAUCACUUUAAGGUCUAUCUAGGUAAAAAUGGUCUGAUAAAAGUGAAGAAUGUUAUUUCUUGGAAGUGAUGUCCAACUAUGAGUAAAGCUCUCAAAGCAAAAAUGGCCUUGAUGUUAUGUAAAAAAAUAAUUUUAUCAUGUCGUCAUGUAGGAAAGACGGAGGACUUUGUGUAUCUUUGUGAAAUCUUUUUAUUGGUAAUUGUUGACUCACAUGGCACAGCACUUCUUUCAUUCCUGUUUCUGUGCUCUGAUUAUCUUAUUUAAUGGUUAUGUGAUAUGACUAUAAAUGCUUUUGGGGGGGGCAGUUGUGUCAUUGUUAUUGUUUUGUAUGGGUCAGAAACAGUCAGAGGGAGAAUCUGUCAUAGGACAACGUUUUGUAUUUUAUUGAAGAAGUAAAUCCCUCAUUUAAACAUUUAGCUUGGCAUUUUAGGAUAUACUUUUUUUUUUUUUUUUUUUUAGCACAUUGAAAUUCGUUGCUGAUUUUAAAACACAAGCAUACUAUUAGAAAGUCCUCGAACUCUGUCUUCCAGGUCAACCCAAAUCUAGCAGUACUGAAAAUACUUCCAUCGGUUUAGAUUUCCUGGUUGGUAAAAGUCCACAGAGGAGAAAGCAGUGCUUAGACGGCAAGCUGCAGGUUUUGCUAGCAUUAUAAUUGUUACUUUUAUUUUUGUCUUUUCCUUUUUGUUUGACGUGUUUCGUUGUCUCAAUUUCUGUGUUCAUUUGGAUGUUUUCUAAUAAAACAAUACAUGACAGUG